Molecule: messenger RNA, 2033 nt
Organism: Oreochromis niloticus (Nile tilapia)
Lineage: Eukaryota; Metazoa; Chordata; Actinopteri; Cichliformes; Cichlidae
Product: UDP-glucuronosyltransferase 2B31
Exons: 2
Coding region: 112-1713 (533 amino acids)
Molecular function (GO): UDP-glycosyltransferase activity
Source: RefSeq, a predicted model, not a curated record
AAUAAUCAGGAUUUGGGUUCUGUUCUUAUGCAAUCUGAAGCUGAGCUCCCCUCUUCCACACUAGUCUGAAAGUACUUUUCUCCACACACUCGAGGACUGAAGACUUGAUCCAUGGGGAGCUUUCCAGGAGUUUCUCUGUUUCUUCUGGGCGUGACAUUGUCCUUAACUGUAAGUCCUGUCCAGGGUGGAAAGAUUCUGGUGUUCCCCGUUGAUGGCAGCCAUUGGGUGAACAUGAACCUGCUGAUUCAGAGCCUCCACGCCAAAGGCCAUGAAGUCACUGUGGUCCGCACAGCCACUAGCUGGUAUGUCAAAGAAAAGGCACCACAUUACAGCUCCAUCACUGUCACCUUACCAGAGGCUGUCUGCAUAGAGGAGCAGGACUUCUUUGUAACUUUCCUGGCCAAGAUACUCGAGAUCCAAAAACAGGGGACGUCUUUCAUGGCUGUCUUGAAGUUCUACUGGGAAGUGCUAGGUUCAUUAUCAAAAAUCUACCAACAAGCUAGUCUGUUAGGUGUAGAAAUAUUUGAGAACAAGACUCUAAUGUCGAAGAUACGUGACUCUAAAUUUGACCUGGUUCUUUUGGACCCUGGACUUCCUGUUGGAGUUAUAGUGGCCCACAAACUAAAGCUUCCAGUUGUCUUUAAUGUAAAAUGGAUGACCAGUGGGGAUGGCCAUUUUGUUAUAGCUCCAUCUCCAACGUCAUAUGUCCCAACUUCUGGAAAUGCCGUAUCUGACAAGAUGACCUUUUCUGCAAGAGUCAAAAACACAUUCCACUAUUUUGUCAACACCUGCAUUGACAAGUUCAUAGCGUGCCCUCCCUAUGAUAAAAUAGUAGAAAAGUACUUAGGCCCAGAUGUGAACUUCUAUCAGCUUCUUCAAGGUGCAGACCUGUGGCUCAUGAGAGUGGACUUUGUCUUCGAAUUCCCCAGGCCUACCAUGCCGAACAUUGUCUACAUUGGAGGAUUUCAGUGUAAGCCUGCUGAGGCCUUACCUUCAGAGUUGGAGGAGUUUGUUGAAAGUUCAGGAGAACACGGCUUCAUCCUGAUGUCUCUGGGGACGUUGGUGAAUGGUCUGCCAAUAGAAAUAACUUCAGAAAUCGCAGCUGCCUUUGCUCAGCUUCCUCAAAAGGUCGUAUGGAGGCAUGCUGGUGAACGCCCCAACAAUGUGGGGAACAAUACCCUUCUGGUGAAAUGGAUGCCCCAAAAUGACCUGCUGGGUCACCCGAAGAUAAAAGCCUUUGUGGCCCAUGGUGGCACCAAUGGGAUCUAUGAGUCCAUGUACCAUGGUGUGCCAAUUAUUGGCAUUCCCCUGCUGUUUGACCAGUUUGAAAACAUUUUGCGAAUGGAAGUUCGAGGAGCUGCUAAAAUGGUGGAUGUAACAAAAAUCACCCAGCAGAAUUUCCUCAAAGUCCUACAAGAAGUUCUCAUCAAUCCCUCCUACAGAAACAACAUGAAGCGUCUGUCUGCUCUCCAUCGAGACAGACCAAUGCAUCCUCUGGAUGCUGCAGUUUACUGGAUUGAGUUUGUUAUGAGGCACAAAGGAGCUGCACAUUUACGCACCGAGUCUUAUAAGAUGCCCUGGUAUGUGUAUCAUUCUGUGGAUGUUAUAAGCUUUUUGUUGGCCAUCUUAUUUAUGCUGACAGCCUUUGUAGUCGCAGUCAUACGAUUCACGUGCCUUCGAAUGUGCAGGAGGAGGAAACCAAAGCAAGAGUGAUAAAUGUAAUAUUUCAAAAUGAAUUAUUUCAUACGUACCAGUUUUUCUUCAUUGUAUUUCAGUAAUUUCUAAAUAACAAAUUACUUUUAAGACUUUGAGAUAGGACAGAAGGUGACUGACAGGUGCAUUAACAUGGAAAUAAGUUCAGGAAGACAUUCCCAGAAGAUUAAUUCAUUUAAACAUGAAACAUUUUAAUUCAAAACAAAUGUAUUUUUCACAUUUUGUGUGAAAGAGGCAGGAAUUUAUGGAUGUCUAGAAGUCUAUGAAAUUAUAACACAUUAAGACGUUUGAAGUUGCAUUAAAACACAUAAUACUGUGAA